Messenger RNA from Danio aesculapii, 1848 nucleotides. RefSeq names its product lactamase, beta (gene lactb). The record is from RefSeq and is a predicted model, not a curated record. Bases 114 to 1724 code for a protein of 536 amino acids. Lineage: Eukaryota; Metazoa; Chordata; Actinopteri; Cypriniformes; Danionidae. The transcript has 6 exons.
GACAGUCAGUCGCUGCUUGUAUGUAGAGUUCUGACAGGAACUCAUUGCAUUUUCUUAAAUGCUUUUACUCUGUUUUUUUACCCUUACACAAUCACAUCACGACGUAAACAGUCAUGUCUCGUUUGCUGUGUUUAUCGCGGCGUCUCAUUUGCGCUGAAUGUAAAUCUAGCGUCAAUAAAUCGCAGCCUUUUGUGUGUUUGUUGACACGGAGAGUGAAGUUGAGGGAUCAGCUGAUGAAGAGCUUUACUUCAGCGCCCAGAAGAGCUUCAGACGCCCCAAAACACUCGCUUUUGUGGAUGUUCGGACUCGGGACGGGGUUUGUUUUGGCUCUGGGCUUGAAUUAUCGCACAUUUGGGUCUGAACAGUGUGAAUGUGCCGAACAGAAGACAGACGGGCAUCAGAUUGUGUGCAAAUACACCGCCGCCAUAGAGAAGAGCAGAGACCUGCUGCAGCGGAUAAAGGUACAGGAUGAAGUUGGAGCUCCAGGGAUGGUUGUUGGAGUUUCUGUGGAUGGCAAAACAGUUUGGUGUGAAGGGCUGGGUUAUGCGGAUCUGGAGAACCGAGUGCCUUGUGGUCCGGACACAGUGAUGAGGAUUGCCAGCAUCAGUAAACCUCUGACUGCAACGGCCGUCGCCAGACUCUGGCAGGACGGCAAGAUUGAUCUGGACGCUCCUGUCCAGAAAUACGUCCCGGAGUUCCCAGAGAAACAGUUCGAUGGAGAGAAUGUCACAAUUACGCCUCGGAUGCUCCUGUCCCAUUUGAGCGGCAUCCGUCACUAUGAAAAAGAUGCCCAAAAGGUGAGAGACAAUAGAGAGAAAGCAAAGCGCCUUCUGAAGCUCCUGGAGAAGAAAGAGAAGAAGGAAAACAAAGAGAAGCUGAAAGCAGACGACAACAACUCGAAAAGCAAAGAAGCUAAAGGAGGCAGACGGAAAAAGGAGUUUGAGCAGGAGGAGUAUUACCUUAAAGAUAACUUCGAGAGUGUAAUCCAGGCUCUGGACUUAUUCAAAGACGAUCCUCUCAUUUUUAAACCCGGUUCAACUUUCCUGUACUCCACCCAUGCCUUCAGUCUGCUGAGUGCUGUGGUGGAGCGAGCAGCCAAUCAGAGCUUCCUCGACCACAUGAUGGCCAUGUUUCGGGAGCUGGGCAUGAUGAACACCGUUCCAGAUGAAAACGACCCCAUCAUUUACAACCGUGCCAGAUUCUACCACCUCAACAAAAAGGGCCGUGUUGUGAACUGCCCCUAUGUGGACAACUCCUACAAAUGGGCCGGUGGAGGUUUUCUGUCGACAGCGGGCGACCUCUUGCAAUUCGGAAACGCUCUUCUCUACAGCUACCAGAUGACCGAAGUGAACGGCCGGCUUCCCGGAUUUGUCAAACCGCACACCGCCAGAGUCAUGUGGGCGCCGGUGGACAGAACAGAGGCAUCAUGGGACAGAGACGGUCAGUACGCACAGGGCUGGCUGGUGGUGGAGAAGCAGCAGAAAUAUGGUGAGUGCAGAAAGCGCAGACAUUACGUCUCACACACAGGGGGCGCCGUUGGGGCGAGUAGCGUCCUGCUGGUUUUGCCUAAAGAAGGUGAACGGGACGUUUUGAUGGAUCGUCCUCCUCGCGGUGUGGUGGUCAGCAUCAUUACAAACAUGCAGUCGGUGGGACUCAAUAACACCGCCUUGAAGAUUGCGUACGAAUUCGAUAAAACCGACGAAGAGGAUAGCACAUCUGCUUGACUUCGUUCUGCGAUUCGUUUACAUUGUUUGGACUGAAUGUUUGUGCCAAGUGUUUGUUUUUGGAGAUAUUUUAAAUAUGUGAACUGUUUAUUAUGUCGAAUAAAUAAACGUAUUAUGGAAACAA